AUGACCGGCCCUCGCACCACUCAUAAUUUACAUAUUAAUCCGCUGUCUGGUCAAUAUGUCUGUUUACACCACUACAUGGCGCUUUGUUGGGGCUUGGCUUGUGUCGGUGACAGCCAAAUAUGUCAGUCUACACAAGUACAUAUGCUGGCUUCUUUGUAUGAGCGCAUGUCGAUGUGCUUGUCUAGGCCACAUUCGACCUUCCAUAACCUGAACCUUGCACUUUCCGCCGCGCUGUCCAAUCAGCAGUGUGGGCACCUGUCACUCCAUAAACAACAGCGUAUAUAUAGUCUUGGGGUCGCUUUUCGGGCGCCUCCAAAAAAAACUGCUCCCUUUUUUUCCCCCUCCAACACUUGUACCAUACCCAAAAUGAACAAGUUCGCCACUCUCGCCGCUCUCGUCGUUGUUUUCUUCGCCCUGUUCACCCAGGCCGCUGUCAUUGAGAAGCGACUGCUGGGCCACAAGAUCGACCCCAAGUACCCCCUCAAGUUCGACAUUUUCUCCAACUCCAACCACUGCAACGGUGCCCGAAUCAAGUCCAUCACCAUCAAGACCGGUGCCGCCGAGAAGUGCUACAAGACCGAGCGAUUCAACUCCGUCUACGUUGCCCCCUCCAACGACUGUGAGAUCCGAGUCUUCAAGGACCACAAGUGCCGAGGCGACCCCGACUACAUUCUCGAGACCCAGGGAGGCAACGCCACCUGUUUCUCCGACACCAAGAACGCCCGAUCCGUCAUGGCUGUCUGCCAGGAGUAA
This is a messenger RNA of Yarrowia lipolytica CLIB122, 753 nucleotides long. RefSeq lists its product as uncharacterized. The record is from RefSeq and is a predicted model, not a curated record. NCBI's taxonomy places the organism in Eukaryota, Fungi, Ascomycota, Dipodascomycetes, Dipodascales.